AUGGCGGAUGAGCUGCAGUUCCUCGUGCACUUCAACCGCACGCUGUGCGUCUCCUUAUCCUCUAAUGCAGCCACAGUCUCCGGUAUCGCCUCCUUUGUCCAACAACGUGAAGGCGUGCCUUCCUCGCUGCUUGAUCUGUACGUGAAUGGCCGUAAGCUGGACGUGUCUAGCCAUGUUCCUUCCUUCCCAACCAUCAUCCGCGCACGACUGCGUGGCGGUCUACGCGGCGGCAAAGGCGGAUUCGGUGCCAUGUUGCGUAGCCAGGGAAAAGCUUCGGGCGCCAGAGCCACGACGGACUUCGGUGCGUGUCGAGACCUGCACGGCCGUCGUCUACGUCACGUGAACCAGGAAGUGGCGAUGCACAAGUGGCGACACGACGCAGAGACUCGAGCCAAGCGGGACAAAGACGGCAUCGAAGACCGAGAGAUAAUUGACGAAGAAACACCUAGUGGCAUCCCUGGCUGGUACCUGGCUACACCCUCAUGGGCGGAAGGUAUCAAGAAGUCGUACAUGAAGAGACGACGCAACACAGUACUGUGUAAGAGCUGGGUGAAAGCGAGACAAGGAAAGAAAGCACCGCCUCCAGGAGCCCCAAGAUGGUGGGGCUGUCCACGUGGACGAGACUGUGACUUUGCGCAUGGAGAAGAGGAGCUAAGAGGUGAGGCUCUUACAGAGCUAAAACGUGCCAAAAGGGAGGAGGCUCAAAGAGCCAAACAACAGGAACUACAGGAUUACGUAGAUUUCGAACUGGAGAUGCCAGAUGAUGUGCUGGACGCGAUUAAGAGCGGCCUGCGACGUCGCAAGAAGAAGGCAGACGUCAAGAUGGAGCUGCAGGAAAAAGAUGCUCGAGUGUUGCCACCCGACGCCACUACGUACAUCAGUGUACGCUCAGCGCAACGUCCGUUACCGGUUGUGGAGAAGUGGUUGAAGCUAGAAGGAGAACAGGAAGCCGACGCUACUGCGAGUGUGGGGACGACGUUCAAGCAUGGGUUGUGUGAAGUACGUGGCCGAGGCAACUUUGGCACGGCGGCAGCGCGACACUGCUGCGUCUUGACGAAGGGGAAAUGGUACUAUGAAGUGCGCCUCGUGACAGCUGGCGUGGUGCAGAUUGGCUGGGCAGACUCGACAUUCGAGGCAAACUCGGAAACGGGAGACGGGGUGGGCGACCAUGAGCGCUCGUGGGCUUACGAUGGCGCUCGACAGGUGAAAUGGAAUGGUGGCAAGGACGAGCAGUACGCGACGGAUGAUUCAUGGAGUAAGAACGACGUGAUUGGCUGUCUGCUGGAUCUGGAUGAAGGUUUUGUCUCGUUCACUCGGAAUGGGGUUGAUCUCGGUGUGGCAUUUCGCAACGUCAAGCACACGUCGAGUGACUGCGGCUUCUUCCCGGCUAUCAGCGUCGAACAGACCGAGAUCUUGUUAGUCAACAUUGGCUCCCAACCGUUCAUGUACGAGGCUCCUGGAUUCGAGCCUGUCAUCGACGCUCUGGAAGCUGAAAGAAAGAAGACAACUCCUACUGAACCUCCUAUCGACUUGAUGAAGUUUGAGAGUCUCGAGUCGCUCGAGGCACUGGGAUUGGAGCGCCUGAAGCAAGAACUGAGUCGACGUGACUUGAAAUGCGGUGGUAACCUGACGGAGCGAGCGUCACGGCUGCUUAGUGUUCGAGGAAAAGCCUGGGACGACAUCGAUGCCAAACUCAAGGUCAAGCUAAAGACGCAGCAAGCGUAG
Molecule: messenger RNA, 1725 nt
Organism: Phytophthora infestans T30-4
Lineage: Eukaryota; Oomycota; Peronosporomycetes; Peronosporales; Peronosporaceae
Exons: 3
Coding region: 1-1725 (574 amino acids)
Cellular component (GO): cytoplasm
Molecular function (GO): protein binding; ubiquitin-protein transferase activity; metal ion binding
Source: RefSeq, a predicted model, not a curated record